GUAGGCCUUCAAAAUUAAAAGGAGAUGAGUCAUCUAAUUUAAUAGAUGAUUGUUUAUCCUUAUUAGCUGAUAAUGAUGAACUUAUCAGUAGAAUAUUUGUUGAAGUUGAAGUUAAUAUAAAUGGAAUAUUUGUUGAAAUUGAAGGCAUAGAAGGUGAAUGUGAG
Molecule: messenger RNA, 164 nt
Organism: Racocetra persica
Lineage: Eukaryota; Fungi; Glomeromycota; Glomeromycetes; Diversisporales; Gigasporaceae
Source: the annotation of a GenBank genome assembly